AGAUGUGGGGAGUGUGGGAAGAGCUUCAGGCAGAGCUCCAGCCUCUGCAUCCACCAGCGCAUCCACACUGGGGAACGGCCCUACAUGUGUGGGGAAUGUGGGAAGAGCUUCACUGACAGCUCCAACCUGAUCCGACACCAGCGUAUCCACACCAUGGAACGGCCCCACACGUGUGGGGAAUGUGGGAAGAGCUUCAUGCGAAAAUACCACCUCUUCACCCACCAGCGCUUGCACACUGGGGAACGGCCCCACACGUGUGGGGAGUGUGGGAAGAGCUUCAUUGACAGCUCUGGCCUCCAUGUGCACCGUCGCAUUCACACCGGGGAACGGCCCUACAAGUGUGUUGAGUGUGGGGAAAGCUUCAGGACCAGCUCCAGCCUCCGCUCUCACCAUCUCAUCCACAGCGGGGAACGGCCCUACAAGUGCUUGGAAUGUGGGAAGGGGUUUCAGACCAGCUCAGAUCUCUUGAAGCACAAGCCGACACACACAGGGGAGUGGGCCUUCCACUGCACCUACUGCGGGAAGGGCUUCAACCAGAACUCCACCCUUGUCAUACACCGGCGCAUCCACACUGGAGAGAGGCCCUACAAGUGUGGGGAGUGUGGGAAAAGGUUUAAACGCAGCUCACAUGUCAUCCAGCACCAGCGGACACACACGGAUGAGAGGCCCUUCCGCUGCACCGACUGCGGGAAAGGCUUCAACCAGAACUCCGCCCUCGUCACCCACCGGCGCAUCCACACUGGAGAGAGGCCCUACAAGUGUGGGGAGUGUGGGAAAAGCUUCACCGACAGCUCUGGCUUGACCCAACACCAACGGACCCACCAGUAAGGGAAGCCCCGA
This is a messenger RNA of Pseudopipra pipra, 840 nucleotides long. Its product is annotated as zinc finger protein 436-like. The record is from RefSeq and is a predicted model, not a curated record. The transcript has a single exon. Gene Ontology annotation, molecular function: RNA polymerase II cis-regulatory region sequence-specific DNA binding; DNA-binding transcription factor activity, RNA polymerase II-specific. Bases 85 to 828 code for a protein of 247 amino acids. Lineage: Eukaryota; Metazoa; Chordata; Aves; Passeriformes; Pipridae. Gene Ontology annotation, biological process: regulation of transcription by RNA polymerase II.